AUGAACCACCACCUCAGCAGCAAGAAAAAACCAAGACAUCAUCCAUACCUACCAACAUUGACUCCAUUAAAGCGACCUCCUCCACCCCCGAGCUGGGAUAACGAGCUGGCCCGUUCGGGUAUCCCUCUCGCUCCCGUCCGCCAAAGAAAAGACAACAACAUCUCUAACUCGCCCAACGCCCUACUGUCGCUUCCCGCCAACCCAUUGAUCAUGCCUGCUCCUCGACCCCACCCUGUCCACAACGCCGAUCUCGCUUCUCUGGAAGGGCAUGAUUUAUUCCGAGCUGCGCAGAGAAUUGCAACUAGUGAGACCCCAAAAAUCAUUUGCCUCAACCCACGAUCUUUCACUUCGGCGAACACCUUCAACACUCUACCCCUACAAGCGGAUGAUAUCUUCUUUUGGCAACUCUACUUUACCUGCUCCGACAAUGUCCAAAGACCACUCGCCGAUGUAAUCAAUCUCUGGCUCGCCGACACUUCGGACGAGCUGCUUGUUUCCCGCCCCCCACCCAGCCUUUCUCAGCCAGACAAGAUUGAACUCGUUUCCCCUCAAAACGAUACUCUGUGUUCUCAGAAUCAUCUCAAGUUCUCUGACCACUCCACCAACGCGGAAACGCUGUACUAUGAAGCCCUCCACGACAACAUAUAUUGUGGAUAUGAUCUGGACGGCAACUCACCCGAUUCCGAGGGCCAGAACCCGAUGACGGAGCACGCCGGCGAUCCGUUGCUCGCAAUCCUGACAAGCUAUUUCCCGCCUUCUCCCGGCGAAGAAGAUGUUGCCGAGAUUUACGAGGCACUCAAGGAAGAGGUUCGGCGCUCAAGAAUCAAAGUAGAGGAGGCAGAGUUGGUUCCCGAGAAGGAAUGCGCUGGAGAAGAGCUAGUGCUUGACGAUAUCACCAAUGUUCAAGUCAACGCCAAGCAGAAUAUCCGCCAAUCACCCAAGGACAAAGUUGGAGUACAGUUGGGCACUAUUAGUGGCUUGUGA
Messenger RNA from Mycena indigotica, 984 nucleotides. RefSeq lists its product as uncharacterized. The coding region runs from base 1 to 984 and encodes 327 amino acids. NCBI's taxonomy places the organism in Eukaryota, Fungi, Basidiomycota, Agaricomycetes, Agaricales, Mycenaceae. The record is from RefSeq and is a predicted model, not a curated record. The transcript is spliced from 8 exons.